This is a messenger RNA of Menidia menidia (Atlantic silverside), 1281 nucleotides long. The record is from the annotation of a GenBank genome assembly. Lineage: Eukaryota; Metazoa; Chordata; Actinopteri; Atheriniformes; Atherinopsidae.
AUGUUUCCAGCUCUGAAAGAGGCCCUGGGAACCGGUCAGACGGUGGUGGUGUCCGGAUUGGACAGUCCCGACGGACUGGCCUGUGAUUGGUUGGGAAAAAAGCUCUACUGGACGGACUCGGAGACCAAUCGGAUCGAGGUGGCCAACCUGGAUGGCACCUCCAGGAAGGUCUUGUUUUGGAUGGACCUGGACCAGCCUCGGGCCAUUGCCCUCAACCCCUCUCAGAGGUUUAUGUACUGGACAGAUUGGGGGGAGGAGCCCCGGAUAGAGCGCGCUGGGAUGGACGGCAGCAGCAGGAAAGUGAUCGUGAACGAGGACAUUUACUGGCCCAACGGCCUCACCAUCGACCUGGUGGAGCAGAAGCUGUACUGGGCCGAUGCCAAACUCAGCUUUAUUCACAGAGCCAACCUGGACGGAUCCUCACGUGAGGCGGUGGUGGAGGGCACCCUGACCCACCCGUUUGCACUAACGCUGUCUAAGGAAACUCUGUACUGGACGGACUGGCAGACCCGCUCCAUCCACGCCUGCAACAAGCACAGCGGAGACAAAACCAGGGAGAUCCUCAGUGGGAUCUACUCCCCCAUGGACAUCCAGGUGCUGGAGCCCUACCGGCAGCCCUACAGUAAGAAACGGCAGGAGGCCUUACAGUUGGAGGACUGGUUCCAGUGUGUUUGUUUGAUGGCUUCCUCGCUGACAUCUGUCCAGAAGAUCAGGCCCUCGGAGAACAGGAAGUCCACCGCCGCCGCGUCCUCCAGCUCGCUGACAACAAUGGCCGACUCGCCGCGCACGCCCUCCGCGUCCACCAGCCGCACGUCGCGCCGGUUAGCGAACAGGAGGAGGGGCGAGCCUGGAAACAGAAGAAAACCUGGGGCAGAACAGGUUCUGCUAUUGGCUCGUCGAACGGACCUCAGGAGGAUCUCACUGGAUCUACCGGACUUCACAGACAUAGUUCUCCAGGUUACCAGGCUAAAUGGGACGUCUCGGAAAAUUCUUAUUUCGGAAAACCUGGAUGAACCUCGAGCCAUUGUUCUGGAUCCAGUGAACGGUUUGAUGUACUGGACUGACUGGGGGGAGAACCCCAAGAUUGAGCGAGCUAACCUGGACGGGACGGACCGGGUGGUGCUGCUCAACAGCUCUCUGGGAUGGCCAAACGGACUCGCCGUGGACUACGCCGCCGGAAAACUCUACUGGGGAGACGCCAAAACGGACAAGAUAGAGACCCGGGGCUCCGUCUCCAUUCUCCGGAUCCAGAAGAUCCAGACCCGCGUCCCCGGUGCGUAA